Messenger RNA from Gigantopelta aegis, 2803 nucleotides. RefSeq lists its product as uncharacterized. Gene Ontology annotation, molecular function: calcium ion binding. The transcript is spliced from 6 exons. The coding region runs from base 785 to 2623 and encodes 612 amino acids. NCBI's taxonomy places the organism in Eukaryota, Metazoa, Mollusca, Gastropoda, Neomphalida, Peltospiridae. The record is from RefSeq and is a predicted model, not a curated record.
CAAAACCGGCAGCUCAACUGCCGGCGGCGACCUUUCCCGUAGUUCACCCCCAGCACCGGUCUACACCAGCGAGGCCAGCCGAUCCAGCCCAGCCGGACCUACCUGUCGACUUGCCAGAGGCGAACCCCGACCUGAACCAGGCCGUGAUGGAAUCGCCCCCCACAACUCCACAGACUUCAGCUCCUGGGACUCCAGCGUUGCCACCUACACCUAGGAAGGGUGCCGCCGUAGAGUCCCAGGCCCGUCUUGUGGCCGUUGGAAAGCGGAAAGCGAUUGCGUCCCCAGGCGACCAACCAGUCAAGCCAAGCCCGCCGACACCGCCUACAGCUCCAGCAGAAGAUCCGCCCUCUGGACAGCCUUGGUCACUCCAGGCCGGCAAGUUACCAACUCGCUACUCCAGGCUCGUCAAGACGAACAUUGGGGAUGUACGUCGACUACUCUGCGAACCCAGACAGGAAACAUACGAACCUCUGCCAAUAACCGAUGGAGAAUACACGGUGCGCAGGAUUACGAUGCAGGAUGGGCGUGGGAUUUGCCUCACCGUCCGCCGGAGGGGACCUUUUCACCAAGGACUGCUACUCGAUGAAAUGGACAACCCGACCAUCCACCGCGUCAUAAAGACCGUUGCCGGGGAAGACUACCGUCCUAUCACCGAACUCAUAGCAGAGUCCACAUACCGGCAAGCCCUCCACCAUCUCGAUGCAUCCCUGUUCAUCGCUUCUCCUUGACGACAUCCCCGCUACCAACCUCCUUUACCUUCUUAAAGACUACUGCAGUGCUGUCCAUGUUGUUACAUGUAAUGCCAGCAUUAAAAACAGACCAAAGAGGACGAAGCUUCCUUAUUACCUUCUUGAAGAAUGACAACGACACUCUAGAAAACCUAAUCACCAUAACGUCAGAAUAUGACGCCACUGUGUACGUACAAAUGUCCAACACGAAAACACAGGAGUAUCAGAUAGAAUCUUUGGGGACUGCUCAUAUAUCUUUCCCCCAUUCUGCAGCUACGGUAACGUCGGAUAUACAGGUUGACGGAAACACAGCCUUCAUUGUCGCAUCGACCAAUGUGUUCGUGUACGGUUACGCCAUAGGAACAAGCUCUAUUGGUGGGUUCUUGGCUCUUCCGGUGGAAGGUCUUGGAAUGAGAUACCUGACUGUAGCUAAAAGUGACGGAGGUCAGCUUGCAGUGGCCGCCACGGAAGACGAUACUCAGGUUAGUAUUGUAAUGAAACUCAACGGCAAUGCCGAAUGUGGAAAUAUGACGCUAAACGAUGGUCAGGAGUUGAAAUUCAAACUGAAGAAACGCGAGGCCCUGCACAUGGCUUGCAACACGGACACCUCUGGAACUUUAGUUCGGGCCGACAAGCCGGUAGCUGUGUUUACCGGAAGCAGGUUCAGCGAAGACAUUGAGAUGGUGCCGCCCAUCCAGUCUCUUGGUAUGGAGUAUAUCCUCUAUCCCAUCCUGGGUAGAAAUGCGGAGACAGUAUACAGAAUACUGGCAGCAGAAGACAACACUGUGGUGACUAGUUCCAAAUGGACCUACAAACUUGGGAGUCGGGAUUUUAUAGACAUCACCCUCCGGGAAUCGGACUACACGUGUUUCCGGAGUACGAAACCCGUCAUGGUGGCCCAGUUUACCAAAAAUGGGAAUGGACAGAUUAUGAGUAUCCUCCCGAGCACGGACCACUUUGCGGCAGCCUACGUCAUGGAUACGACGGUGGGUGGGUACUACAGGAACGUGACCCCCUACGUCACUGCCGUCAUUCCCAAGACCACUCACCUGGUGUUCAUGCCGCCUUCAGCCGUGCACGUCAUAGACGAAUGCCAAUACAGAGUUGGAACUGUGGAAAUAGGCAGUGGCAUCAAUACGUUGUCUCAGGCUGACGGAUCUCCUUUUGGUAUCAUGGCUUACGGAUUUGGUGAUGGCGAAAUGUACAGUUUUCCUGCUGGAUUAACAUUUAAGUCAUCAGAUACACAAGAGUGUGCGAACGUAACCUGCGAAAACAAUGGACUUUGCUAUGAAACCCGAGGUUCCUAUGAAUGCUUCUGUGCAAAAGACUUCGAUGGUCAGCACUGUGAAUUUAAUAUAAGCAAUGCGGAGGAAUCUCCCACAUCAGAACUACCAACAACGAAGACCCUCACAACCGACACGCUGCUGGCCAACGAGUCGCCCACGACUGAUCUUUCGGAAUCCUCCACAGCGGACCGGACUCCCAACUGCCAGUGCAAGUGUGCCAACAUCACCUGGGAGGAGGUGUACGAGCAAGUGGAGGAGGUGAAGAAGGAGCUAACCGUCGACAAGAAGCUGCUGUCGAAGCAGAAGAGGAAGAAGGUCACCGUGGAGGACACGCGGCCAGCGUCGACCGGCGUCGGUUACGUCGGGGCCGCGUUCCUUGUCGUGGUAUUUGGGUCGAUCCUGGUGAUCGACUUGAUGUCUGCGGGGCGAUAUAUUCUCGGGAGGAUCGACAAGUCGCGCAGAGCCAGACAAAACCGUGAUGGAUGCGGCGUCAGUCACAGGCGGAAACACCUGCUGCACGUGCAGCCAGAAGGGAUAGUUCUGCACAUGAUGGAUCAGAAAUCGAGAAAGAUUCUGUCUCGCAGACGGGUCCCGUCAGUGGGAAGUUGAGAUUCCACUACAGACUUACCGACUGUCUUUAGAUACGAGUCUUUAAGAUUCGUAUGAUACCAAUCUGACUAUUCUGUAGUAGAUUUUAUGAUGGUGAUGAUGAUUUUGUUGAUGACAAUGAUGAUGGUGGUGCUGGUGUUUUUCUGUUUUGGUGAGGCUAUACAUAAACCAUGAAUAUUC